AUGGUUGGUGGCAGUGGUGGUGAAGGGACGUUGCUCACAUACCACGAGUUCCGGCCUGUUGAAGUCCUGCCGCCCGUCCUUGGGGCGCCCACCCACCGUCCCGCCCGUCCUUGGGGCGCCCACCCACCGUCCCGCCCGUCCUUGGGGCGCCCACCCACCGUCCCGCCCGUCCUUGGGGCGCCCACCCACCGUCCCGCCCGUCCUUCAGGCGCCCACCCACCGCCCCGCCCGUCCUUGGGGCGCCCACCCACCGUCCCGCCCGUCCUUGGGGCGCCCACCCACCGUCCCGCCCGUCCUUGGGGCGCCCACCCACCGUCCCGCCCGUCCUUGGGGCGCCCACCCACCGUCCCGCCCGACCUUGGGGCGCCCACCCACCGUCCCGCCCGUCCUUCGGGCGCCCACCCACCGUCCCGCCCGUCCUUGGGGCGCUCACCCACCGCCCCGCCCGUCCUUCAGGCGCCCACCCACUGUCCCGCCCGCCCGCCCGCCCACAGAACUGCCACGUCAACUGUGUUAUCAAGGCGGGGAGCCGUUGAGUAA
Procambarus clarkii (red swamp crayfish) is the source of this 540-nucleotide messenger RNA. The record is from RefSeq and is a predicted model, not a curated record. Lineage: Eukaryota; Metazoa; Arthropoda; Malacostraca; Decapoda; Cambaridae.